ACAAUAAUGGCGGACGUUUUGUAAAGUGACGCAAGGGUAACGUUUUACGGCAUGCGUUUAUUCAAUAUUUCUAUAGUUAAAGUUGUAAAACUAUUAAAGAAAUUAGCAAUAAACACAUGACCAAUUAGUAAAGUGUCGACGUAAAUCACUAGCAAUGGCACGUGAAUUUGAUCACCUUUUCAAACUGCUGAUUAUCGGUGACAGUGGUGUUGGUAAAAGCUGCCUCCUCCUACGAUUUGCUGACAACACAUUCUCCGGUAGUUAUAUUACGACUAUAGGUGUUGAUUUCAAAAUAAGAACUUUAGAGAUAAACGGUGAAAGAGUGAAGCUUCAAAUAUGGGACACGGCAGGCCAGGAGAGGUUCAGAACGAUUACAAGCACGUACUACAGAGGUACUCACGGCGUCAUCGUCGUGUACGAUGUCACAAACGGGGAGUCCUUUGCCAAUGUCAAAAGGUGGCUACAUGAGAUUGAGCAAAAUUGUGAUGUCGUAAACAAAGUUCUAGUUGGUAACAAGAAUGACUGUCCGUCAAGGAAAGUGGUGGUCACCGAGGAUGCCCAAAGGUUUGCUAACCAAAUGAACAUCCCAUUGUUUGAAACUAGUGCAAAAGAAAAUAUCAAUGUGGAGGAAAUGUUUCUUACUAUCACAAAAAUGGUACUCAGAUCAAAAUUAGAAAUGAAGGAGAGACAAAAUGUUACAGCAAACGACGUAGUCAAUAUAAAAGGAACCAAAACCAAGAAUGUAAAGAAAUGUUGCCAGUGACUUUAUGCUGGCAGUACACCAGGGAUGUCGCUUACACAAUGCUCAAACAUUGGGACAUGUUGCACAACCCUAGCAGGACACCAGUACAUUGGCCGAGAGUUUACCAUAAUUGUCUCAUUGUAAGUUGUCACUGCAAUGUACAAAUAUGUUUGAUAUCCACUAAAAAAACAACUUAUAAAAUCCUAGUGCAGUUUCUAUGGACAGUAUACAAGUUGAUCUCUAUAAAAUAUAAUUGUGGAGGUGUUAGAUUUAUUGGAUAUAGCCCUAUCAAUGUUUUUAUAGUUAUUGUGACCACCACUAUGCAAUUAUUUACUGUAAUUUUGAGUGUUAGUCCUAUGUGCUGGGUUGAACAAUCUCAAUAACGAGCAAUCGCCUAAACAACUCCAAAUACUAAGAAUAUUAUAAAUUCAUAUUGAAUGUAAUUGCUUGUACUCUAAUAAUGUGUAUUAUGGAGUGUGUGAGACAGAAUGUGAAGCAUAUAAAU
Molecule: messenger RNA, 1247 nt
Organism: Papilio machaon (common yellow swallowtail)
Lineage: Eukaryota; Metazoa; Arthropoda; Insecta; Lepidoptera; Papilionidae
Gene: Rab35
Product: ras-related protein Rab-35
Exons: 4
Coding region: 155-763 (202 amino acids)
Biological process (GO): endocytic recycling
Cellular component (GO): endosome membrane; plasma membrane
Molecular function (GO): GTPase activity; GTP binding
Source: RefSeq, a predicted model, not a curated record